Molecule: messenger RNA, 291 nt
Organism: Rangifer tarandus platyrhynchus (Svalbard reindeer)
Lineage: Eukaryota; Metazoa; Chordata; Mammalia; Artiodactyla; Cervidae
Source: the annotation of a GenBank genome assembly
AUGGCGGUGAAGCCCAUUCAGGUGUACCUCCCAAGGCAGACCACGACCAAGCACGUACCUCGUGACACACAUGCACAGUGCUCUGUGCGGUCUCAGCGGGCGCAGAACCGUGCAAAGUCACGGUCUGCCGAACACGCGGCAGGAGGGCGUCAGCGCGUGGGUGACAGCCCGACCGGCGCCAUCUUACUGACUUCCUCACAGACAGAACUGCGGACCUGGGGCUCACACGGAGCGAGCAGCAAGAAGUCCAACGGCUGGGCACGCCGCCUCUGUUCACUCACCCUAACUUAG